AUGAAAAGGUUAGCAGUUGUUGUCCUUAUUGGACUAAUUAUACCUGUCGCUGUUGUUCAAUGUAAAAUUCAUCAUCUUGCUUUAAGAAAUGAUGCACGCAGGAAUAUCUUACUGACAACAUUUGGAUACAACAAAGGCGGUAUAUUUAUCCUAAAGCUAUAUAAUUUCACGGUUCCGGUGGAAUUGGUUUCACCCGAUGUGACGCGAGAACAGCGUAACACUGAUCGAUUCGGUGUCAUUGGUUUUACAUUUUCACGAGGCAAGAACAUACUGAAUGGCGUUAGAUCAAAACCACAUGUAUGUCAAUUAUCACAGUUUGACCAAGGUUUUGAUGCACUCUUCUUUGUCUUCAACUUUACCGAGAACAGUUUAAAAGUCAUACGUACAGGAUCAGGCUACGGUUUACGGCUCUGUAAAAAUUUAGAAAGUUGUCCAGAUAAAACAGAACUUACAUCGUUAGAGGCACCACCCAGGGACAACGCCAAGCCAUCUGUCAAAGAUUCACCAAAUGGAUCAGAUUUUUUCGAUAAAUUACACAACAUGUUAUUUCCAGUGACUGCCACAAGAAUACCAUAUAAAGACUAUCUUCCUUUAAAUCUUUCUGGCGAUCAAUAUUCCACUUCGGUUGCAAUACGGUUCGAGGAAGGACAACAAGGCAGUUAUAGUUUCAUUUAUCACAACUGUUUCAAUUACCGAGCACAUGGUUAUAGUAACCAAGUCGCUGUGCAUUUCACUGUUGACAUUUUCGAGCGUAAUCCGGAAUCAUAUCUUUCUGCUGGUGACAUAGCAAAACCGAAGUUGUACUUAUAUAUGGCGGCAAUGUUUACAAUUGCCGCUUGUUUAUGGAUACGGAAUAUCUGCCAUUCAAGUUCUGGUACGAUUUACAAAGUGCAUCAUUUAAUGACAGCAUUGGUCAUCCUAAAAUCGUUAUCUUUGUUUUUCCACGGUAUCAAUUAUUAUUUCGUCUCAGUAUAUGGACAUCAGCGCGAAAUUUGGGCUAUCAUUUAUUAUAUUACACAUCUAUUAAAAGGUGCGCUCUUAUUUGGAACAAUUAUUUUGAUUGGUACAGGAUAUACGUUUUUCAAGAAGUUUUUGACUGAUCGUGAUCGAAAAUUGUUUAUAAUUGUUCUUCCACUUCAGGUGAUCGACAAUGUUGCAAUGAUUAUCAUUGAAGAAAGUGAAUUCGGGGAACAAGGCUAUCGGUUCUGGUUGCAAGUAUUUAUAUUUUUCGAUAUUGUGUGUUGUUUGGCAAUAAUUCUUCCAGUCAUUUGGUCGAUGCGUCAUCUACAGGAAGGUGCUCGAAGCGAUGGAAAGACAGCUUUUAAUUUAGAAAAAUUGAAAUUAUUUAGACAUUUUUAUUUGGCUAUAAUUGGUUAUAUUUACCUGACUCGUGUAAUUAAGUUCGUAAUUGAGGCAGUAGUACCGUUUAAUUAUGAUUGGAUAACUGAUUCCGUAGUUGAAUUCUCAACACUUUUAUUUUUCCUAAUAGCUGGCUAUCAGUUCAGGCCGCAGAAAAGGAACCCAUACCUAAAAUUGGCUCAAGAUGAUGACGACGGUGAAGUGUAUAUUAGCAAAAAAUGGCUUUCAUGCCUGAAAACGAUUUCUAUACGUGAUGAAGUUCUAGGUAACACAUCGAGUUCUGUGAAUAGAAACGAUAUGGAUUUGGAAGAACGAAAUCAUCAAUACUUUAAACUUGUGGUGAAUUUUUGGUUGAAAAAUGCUGCUCAUUAUAGCUUAUCGUAA
Molecule: messenger RNA, 1743 nt
Organism: Cercopithifilaria johnstoni
Lineage: Eukaryota; Metazoa; Nematoda; Chromadorea; Rhabditida; Onchocercidae
Source: the annotation of a GenBank genome assembly